AUGGAGUCCGCCUCCUCGCCGCUGCACGUUGUCAUCUUCCCGUGGCUCGCCUUCGGCCACCUGCGCCCCUGCCUCCACCUCGCCGAGCGCCUCGCAGCGCGCGGCCACCGCGUGUCCUUCGUAUCCACCCCGCGCAACCUCGCCCGCCUCCCGCCGGUUCGCCCCGCGCUGGCGGGGCUCGUCGACCUCGUCGCGCUGCCGCUGCCGCGCGUCGACGGCCUCCCCGAUGGCGCCGAGGCCACCAGCGACGUGCCGUCCGAGAAGUUCGAGCUCCACAGGAAGGCGUUCGACGGCCUCGCCGCGCCGUUCUCCGCGUUUCUCGACGCCGCGUGCGCCGGCGGCAAGAGGCCGGACUGGGUUUUCCCCGACUGCAUGCAUCACUGGGUCGCCGCCGCCGCUCAGGAGCGCGGGGUGCCGUGCGCCAUGCUUAUCCCCUGCUCCGCAAACGUCCUGGCCUUGCCUGACCCGCCACCGGAGUCUAGCAUGGACCAUUCGGAGGCGAUAGACCAGUCCAUGGUUGAGGCACAGUGGAACACGGAGGAUUACAAGACGGUAGGAGCCUCGGGGGUGUCCCUCAAUGCCCGCCUCAUCCUGACGCUGAAGAAUUCCGAACUCGUCGCCUUGCGGAGCUGCCUUGAGCUGGAGCCCGACGCGUUCACGAUCCUGACGAGGAUCUACUCCAAGCCGGUCGUCCCGUUCGGGUUGCUCCCGACACGACCCGACGACGGCGUCAGAAAGGACGGCGAGGACGACGAGACGAUCAUGCGGUGGCUCGACGAGCAGCCGACCAAGUCGGUCGUCUACGUCGCGCUAGGAAGCGAGGCGCCGAUGAGCGCUGAUCUGCUGCGCGAGCUGGCUCACGGGCUGGACCUCGCCGGGACACGCUUCGUCUGGGCCCUGAGGAAACCCGCCGGCGUCGACCACGGUGACAGCAUCCUACCAGAGGGGUUCGUGGAGCGCACCGGCGAGCGCGGGCUGGUCAUCACCCGGUGGGCUCCCCAGGUCAGCAUACUGGCGCACGCUGCCGUGUGCGCGUUCUUGACGCACUGCGGGUGGGGCUCCGCCGUCGAAGGGCUCCAGUUCGGGCACCCGCUGAUCAUGCUGCCGAUCGCCAGCGACCAAGGCCCGAACGCGCAAUUCCUGGAGGGGAGAAAGGUUGGAGUGGCGGUGCCGAGGAACCGCAAGGACGGGUCAUUCGAUCGAAGCGGCGUCGCCGGAGCUGUCCGCGCCGUCGUCGUGGAGGAGGAGGGGAAGACGUUCGCUGCCAACGCCCGUAAGCUGCAGGAGAUCGUGGCGGACAGGGAGCAUGACGAGAGAUGCAUCGAUGGAUUCAUCCAUCAAUUGACGUCUUGGAAUGAGCCGAAGCAUAAUUCGAGCGACCAAAACUGAUAGCAUAUCGAGUCUCAAAACCAAAGAAAUAACCACCGCAUCAUUACAUGUUUUUUAUUUGAAACCGAACACUACUGUGCGCAUGUUGCGAGUAAAUGGAUAUCUGUUUGUUCUGCUCUGAUCGAAUAUAUUAUGAAGAAAUAAAGGUGCUUUUCUUU
Molecule: messenger RNA, 1547 nt
Organism: Oryza brachyantha (malo sina)
Lineage: Eukaryota; Viridiplantae; Streptophyta; Magnoliopsida; Poales; Poaceae
Product: UDP-glycosyltransferase 91B1-like
Exons: 1
Coding region: 1-1389 (462 amino acids)
Molecular function (GO): UDP-glycosyltransferase activity
Source: RefSeq, a predicted model, not a curated record